Molecule: messenger RNA, 366 nt
Organism: Laetiporus sulphureus 93-53
Lineage: Eukaryota; Fungi; Basidiomycota; Agaricomycetes; Polyporales; Laetiporaceae
Exons: 2
Coding region: 132-335 (67 amino acids)
Source: RefSeq, a predicted model, not a curated record
CCUGGCAUGUUGAUCAUCACCAAAUCAUACAUUGCAUGCCGUCUCCCGACGUCUCUCAGAUAGCCUGCACGUAUGUAUAUAUCAUUAUCGCAAUGCACUAGAACUGGACAGAGCGGGUCAACCAUGUAGCAAUGGCCAAACGAGUGUACGAGUCACGUAGAGUACGACCCGAGACGCGAAGCGUCCGUCGACAAGGAGCGCGAGAACGACCGAAGGAGAAAGGAGCAAUUACUGAAGCGACAAUGCAAAACAUGAUAGAUUAUCCGGAUAAUCAGCCCGUAACGAACGGAAGCACCUCGCCAACGGAGGGGGACGUGACAGAUAGUCCUGAUUGACAUAGGGUAUACUGGCCUCACGAAACUGCUU